Messenger RNA from Saxophila tyrrhenica, 585 nucleotides. RefSeq lists its product as uncharacterized. NCBI's taxonomy places the organism in Eukaryota, Fungi, Ascomycota, Dothideomycetes, Mycosphaerellales, Extremaceae. The coding region runs from base 1 to 585 and encodes 194 amino acids. The transcript has 3 exons. The record is from RefSeq and is a predicted model, not a curated record.
AUGCCAUUCUCGCGCAAUGUCUUCAAGAAGCCGUCAACGUGGCUCCGAAUGUCGAUCGUUAUUCUCAGCGCCGUCGCAGCAAUACUUCUGGGUCUCGCAUAUCCACUCACAGGAGCAGGCGCCAACUGGGUGUUCUACGCGGACGGCAUAACUCAAGUCUGCGUUGCCAUAACGUUUAUAGCAGCAGGAUGGUCAAUAACAUGGAGCGUCGUCGCCCUCGGCCUUGCAUUCUUCGGCAUCAAUUGGCAUCCCGGGGUUGACAUCACAUUGGACUUCAUCGGGCUCGGCGUCGACGUAGGCUUUGCCGCCAACUUGAUGGCAUGGAUCGCAUAUGUAAUCGACACGAACUACCUUUGCGACGAGGGGUACCCAGGAGGCUAUGGCUACAAAAAGGGCUGCGAGCAGGGAAAGCAACUCGGUGGAUACGUGUACAGCAGUGGUGCUUUGCUUCUGCUGGCUGGGUGCUGUCAUCUGGCCUUGUUUGUCAUGGCGUGCAAGGCGACACACGUCCGUCUUGCGGAAGAAAAGCGCCAGGCGCUCGAGAGGAGAGGUGAUAAGGCGCGUGAGACGAGUGACGACGUAUGA